Messenger RNA from Drosophila serrata, 1221 nucleotides. RefSeq names its product mitochondrial ribosomal protein L45 (gene mRpL45). The record is from RefSeq and is a predicted model, not a curated record. Gene Ontology annotation, cellular component: mitochondrion. NCBI's taxonomy places the organism in Eukaryota, Metazoa, Arthropoda, Insecta, Diptera, Drosophilidae.
AAAACGCAGGUCUAGCCGAAAGUUUAUUAUUUUACAUAAUAAAUAAAUUGCGAUGGAGAAGAUUGUGUCGGCUAAAACUUGUCUUAGGCUGCUUCAGGCAAUGCCCGCAGCCUCGUCUGGUGGCCUGGGCGUUUUGGCUCCUCCUGUGCAAAACAUGCUUCAGCUGCAGCAGGUGCGUCACCGGCAGACCAAGCACUGGAAGCCGGAGUUCAAGCGUCUGCGUAAGAUGAAGUUCGUCAAAAUCGAUCUGCCCAAUCUGCGCGAGAAGCCGGAGGACAUCAGUAAGGAAGAGAUGCGGAGCCGGAUGAAGGAGCGCGGUGUGCUGCCGCCCCGUCCCUGGAUGGAGCGACCCUUCCACAUCAGCUGCACUGGCGGCAUUUUCGAGGCGUGUCCCCCCGAAGGUGAUGGAAAGAAGUCGCUUAUCUCUACAACCGGCGCCAAGCAGAAGCUGGAGUUCCUAGAAAAGAAAUCGAAAAGCCUGAUGGCCGUGCGCAAAAUCCGAUCAUACGAGGAGUCUUUCAGCACAGACGAUUUUGGAGCCGAGGCACAGGAGAUCUACAUCAAGGCGCACACGCACAUGGCGGCCAAGGAGAAGUACCAGAUUCGCGAAUUUGUCAGCGAGCGCUGUUAUCCAGAGAUGAUGCACAACGUCAAAGACAAGACGAUUCGUUGGAAGUUCCUGCAGUCGUUGGAGCCACCUCGUGUCGUGCACGCUCGUUGCACCGAAGUUAUCACCAAGGAGAAUCAGUUCGCCCAGGUCACCGUGCGCUUCCACAGCCAGCAGAUGCUGGCCAUCUACGAUCGCUUUGGCCGGCUGAUGCAUGGCAGCGAGAUCCUCACUAAGGAUGUGCUGGAGUACGUGGUUUUCGAGAAGCACAUCUCCAACGAGUACGGCAAGUGGAGGCUGCACGACAAGAUAAUUCCCGAUUGGCUGCCGGCCAAGCAGCCAGCGCCCAUCACCUAUCGCCUGAUCGAGGAUGCCGAGGUAGAGGCCCCCAAGGAGCUAAGUUCCGGCGAGGAGACCAAGCAACUGGAAGCGGGUAGUGAACAGCCAAAGGAGCAACUGCAGCUGGCCACCCCGGUGGAGAGUAGGGCGAAGCCGUCUGUGGCCAUAUGAUUGUACUUUUUGUGGGCCGCCUGGCGGCUCAGAAGAUUGCACAUUAAUGUUGUCUAAUAGUUUUUGAGUCGCCACUAGCUUAAAAUUAUAAUUUCUAAAAAUUA